Onthophagus taurus is the source of this 1319-nucleotide messenger RNA. RefSeq lists its product as uncharacterized. The record is from RefSeq and is a predicted model, not a curated record. NCBI's taxonomy places the organism in Eukaryota, Metazoa, Arthropoda, Insecta, Coleoptera, Scarabaeidae.
AUGAAAAUUAUCUCAAAUGUUUUAUUACUAUAAAACCGUUUAAAAUGUCAAGAUAUUCAAUAUACACAAUCAUUCUUAAUUCAUCUGCAUAAAAAUGUACAUGUUUUUAUUUUCAGUGGUUUUAACUAUCAUUUCUGCUUUCACUUUAUCAACAAAUGGUGAUGUUGCUGAUGACAUUAGAAACUUUCGAGAUGAUCUAAAAGUUGUGCUCGGUGACGUUCAACAGUUAAUGAUUAAUCAAAAUAAUAAAAUAACUGCAUCAUUUGAUAGCGUAGAAACAAAAUUGACAAUUUCUGAAAUUGAUCAAGAAAUGGCUUUAUUAUUAUCUAAUCAAACAUUUGAAGAAUGUGGUAGUAAAAUUAAAAAUUUUACGACUAACUUCGUAAAAAUCCAAACGAAAUUAGAUGAUAUUGACCACCUUAAAAACGAUAUCAAGAACAUCGACAUAAAAAAUCAAAAGAACCACGAUGAAGUACAAAAUGUACAAAAUACGAUAAAAGAUGUAUUUACCAAAAUAUCGAACACAGAAAAUUCAUUAACUAAUGUAAUACAAAUAAAUGCGGAUACACAAAAUCGCAAAUUAACUGAUUUUGAAAACAAAAUGACGAAUAGUUUAAAGGAAAUUGAGAAUAAACAUCAAAUCUAUUUGGCUAAUAUAAAGAAAAUGGAAGAUGAUAUAGAACAAGUUUUGAAGAAAAUAAUUCACAUCGAGCAACAAGAUAUUAAUUUAUCCAUACAAACAAUAAAUAAAGCAAUACUAGAUAAUCAAAACAAUCAAAAUGUUAAAUUCGAUCAACUUAUAUUUAAAGUAUCGGAAAUUGAAGCUGAACAAAAAAUCAGUAACAAUUUAAAUCAACAAAGUUUAAAGAAAGUUAAUGACAUGGAAACAAAUUUAUCUGAUAUUAAAAAUGAAAUAAGCGAUAUGAAAAACAAAAACGAAGGUGGCAAAAACCAAAUUCUCAAUUCCGUGAAUAGUGAAAUUAGUGAUGUUAAAAAAGAGGUAACUGGUCAAAAUUCUGUCGUACACAAGACAAAAGCAAUUGAAAAUAGUUUAAAGAAAAUUGAAGAUCUCACAAAUAAAGUUAAAAGUAGCGAGGCAUCGUUAACCACUACGAUAACGAAUACAGGACAAAAUCUUCAAACAACAAUGAAUACCUUGCAAGGAAAAGUUUCUACUAUACAACAAAAUACGCCGGAUAAUAGUAAGAUAAAUGAAAUAUAUAGAAUAGCUGAUUAUAUGAAACGUGUAGCGUGUAGUAAUCCGUUUAUUACUCAUUACUGUAAUCAAAACUAUUUUUAAUUAUAUCUCAAAGUAAUUU